AUGGAAACACGUACGGGAGAACAGCUACAAGUUAAUUACAAGAAAGUUCCGUCUGUCCAGGAAAUGGCCAAGAACAAACUUGUGACCAUUCCAUCGCGAUAUGUACGCGAAGAUCAGGACCGUUCAAACGUUGCAUCAUCAAAUAAUAAGGAAGUUCCAGUUAUUGAUAUGCAACGAUUAAUCAAUGACUCCAUGAAUCUCGAGUUUAACAAGUUGCACUUUGCAGCCAAAGAAUGGGGUUUCUUUCAGUUGAUUAAUCACGGAGUUAAUUCUUCAUUGGUGGGGAAGAUAAAAAACGAGAUUAAAGAAUUAUUCAAUCUUCCAUUAGAAGAGAAGAAGAAAUUUGAACAAUCAUCAGGGGAAUUAGAUGGAUUUGGACAACACUUUGUUGUCUCUGAUGAACAAAAGCUUGAUUGGGCUGACCUCUUUUACUUGAAGACUGCACCUCCAUACUUGCGGAUGCCUAUAUUUUCCAAGCUUCCCCUUUCACUUAGAGAGACAAUCGAAGAGUACUCAGAAGAAGUAAAGGAGCUAAGCAUCAAACUUUUGAAAAUGUUGGGUAAAGCUUUGGGGAUUGAUGAAGAAGAAGUGAAGAGUCUUUUCGAAGAAGGAAUGCAAUCAAUGAGGAUGAAUUAUUAUCCACCAUGUCCACAAUCAGAAAAAGUGAUGGGACUUACUCCUCAUUCAGAUGCAACAGGCCUUACAAUACUUCUUCAAGUCAAUGAAAUUCAAGGUCUUCAAAUUAAAAAAGACGGAAUUUGGAUUUCCAUUUUACCUCUUCCUAGAGCUUUCAUAGUCAAUGUUGGAGAUGUUUUUGAGAUUUUCUCAAAUGGAAUUUACAAGAGCAUAGAGCACAGAUCAGUGGUGAGCUCAGAAAAAGAAAGGAUUUCAAUAGCAACAUUUCAUAAUUCAAGAUUGGAUGAGACAAUUGAAGAAUACUCAAAAGAAGUGAAUGAGCUAAGCAUGAAAGUUUUGGAAAUGUUGGGUAAAGCUUUGGGGAUUGAUGAAGAGGAAGUGAAGAGUGUUUUUGAAGAAGGAAUGCAAUCAAUGAGGAUGAAUUAUUAUCCGCCGUGUCCACAACCAGAAAAAGUGAUGGGACUUUGCCCUCACUCAGAUUCCUCUGGUUUAACAAUCCUUCUUCAAGUCAAUGAAAUUGAAGGUCUUCAAAUUAAAAAAGAUGGAAUUUGGAUUUCCAUUUUGCCCCUUCCUAAUGCCUUUGUAGUCAAUGUUGGAGAUGCUUUGAAGAUUUUCUCAAAUGGAAUUUACAAGAGUAUAGAGCAUAGAUCAGUGGUAAACUCAGAAAGAGAAAGAAUGUCAGUAGCAACAUUUCAAAAUCCAAGGUUGCACUUUGCAGCUAAAGAUUGGGGUUUCUUUCAGUUGAUUAAUCAUGGAGUUAGUUUUUCAGUAGUGGAGAAGAUGAAACAUGAAACUAAAAAAAUCUUCGAUCUGCCAUUGGAAGAGAAGAAGAAGUUUGAACAAUCGUCAGGAGAUACAGAAGGAUUUGGACAGCUGUUUGUUGUCUCUGGUGAACAAAAGCUUGACUGGGCUGAUCUCUUUUACUUGAAGACCUCACCGACAUAUUUGCGGAAGCCUAUAUUUUCCAAGCUUUACCUUUCACUUAGAGAGACGAUUGAAGAGUAUACAAAAGAAAUAAAGGAGUUAAGCAUGAAAGUUUUGAAAAUGUUGGGUAAAGCUUUGGGGAUUGAUGAAGAAGAAGUGAAAAGUGUUUUUGAAGAAGGAAUGCAAUCAAUGAGGAUGAAUUACUAUCCACCAUGUCCACAACCAGACAAAGUGAUGGGACUUACUCCUCAUUCAGAUGCAACAGGCCUUACAAUACUUCUUCAAGUCAAUGAAACUCAAGGUCUUCAAAUUAGAAAAGAUGGAAUAUGGAUUCCCAUUGAACCACUCCCUAAUGCAUUCAUAGUCAAUGUUGGAGAUGUUUUUGAGAUUUUCUCAAAUGGAAUUUACAGAAGCAUAGAGCAUAGAUCAGUGGUGAGCUCAGAAAAAGAAAGGAUUUCAGUAGCAACAUUUCAGAGUCCAAGAUUGGAUGGUAUAUUAGGUCCAUCAAGUAGCCUUGCUACUGUUCAUAAUCCACCAAAAUUCAAAAAAAUCGGAGUCACUGACUAUUAUAAAGGAUUUUUCACCCGUGAGCUUGUUGGGAAAUCAUAUGUGGACACCAUGAGAAUCACAAAUGAAGAUGAUCUAAAGAAUUAAUUAGUAUGUGUAUGAAUGGUAAGUAAAUCCUUUGAUUAUGAACGGAUUAAUAUUAACAUAUGUAUAAAGAUUUAGCUAUCUCAAUUUGAAUAUAUAUCUGAAUUCUUACUAAGAUGUUGUAUUAAGAUUUUACUACUAAAAAUUAAGAUUAUUUGUAUUUUUAAACAUUUGAAUAUGUAAAAAAUUAUAUGAUGAUUGUG
This is a messenger RNA of Solanum verrucosum, 2414 nucleotides long. RefSeq lists its product as uncharacterized. Bases 1 to 2214 code for a protein of 737 amino acids. The transcript has 11 exons. Lineage: Eukaryota; Viridiplantae; Streptophyta; Magnoliopsida; Solanales; Solanaceae. The record is from RefSeq and is a predicted model, not a curated record.